AUGAACUGCUUGAAAAAAAAAAUAUCUGAAUACAGAAAAGAAAAUAUGAUCCAAAAUCAGGAAAUUGAGUCGCUUAAAGAAGAAAUAGCUCGCUUAAACAGCAUAAUAAAUGCAAACGUAGAAGCUGCAGAGCUUUCAUCUUCUCCUAAAAUAGCAUUAAUUGAACCUGCUAUCGCUCUUAAUCCUUCAGAAGCAGCUCAAACUUCAAUGAAUUAUCAAGAAUUAAAUGAAGUUCCUGCAAACAUCUUAACCACUAAGGUAAAAGAAGUCUAUGAAAGAGUGGGCCCUUAUGAAUUUGAUGCUGAUCAGCUGGUUGAGGUUACUUGGAGAGGUCCAAGAAAGCUGCCAGAUGGCAGUUUAUAUGUAGGAGAAUGGAACGAUAGAGGCCAACCUGAAGGAAGAGGCAUGAUGUAUUGUGCAGAUGGAGGAAUUUGUGAAGGCAGUUGAAAAACUGGAAAACUUCAUGGUAAAGGCAGAAGGAUCAAUUCAGUGGGAGAUAUGUACUUACUAUCCUCCUCCAAAAUGAGUGAACAAAAAAUUUUGUUCGCUAAAGGGGGUUAGUUCUUAACAAAUUUAAAUAUAAAUUUUAUAGUAAUUUUUUUAAUAUUUAAAAAAAUCCCAAUUCCCAAAAAUUGGAAAGUAAAAUUUAUGUUUUAAAUGCAAGCUGUUUAAAAUUAAACAAAUUUCGCUAGAUAUCUCAUUAUAAUAAUUGUCACUUAUAUAUCCAAAUAUUUUUUAAUAAGAAAUUUUUUGUUCUCUCAAGAAGGUGUUAGGAGACUGGGUUGAGGGGAAAAUGAAUGGCAGCGGACGUAUGGAAUACUCUGUAGAUAAUCACAUCUACGAAGGAGAAUGGAUUAAUGGCAAACAGGAAGGUUUUGGCUCUGACAAAUGGCCAGAUGGGUCAAAGUUCGAAGGAAACUACAAAGAUGGUGCCAGAAAUGGACAAGGAAAAUUCGUAUGGGCUGAUGGGAGCCACUAUGAAGGCGGGCUCGUGAAUAGCGAAAUUGAAGGCAUAGGCGAAUACGUGUGGCCUAAUGGAAAUAAAUAUAAAGGGGAAUGGAAAUCCUGCAAAAUGCAUGGAAAAGGAAAGUUUGCAUGACCAGAUGGAAGACAUUAUGAAGGAGAUUAUGCAGAUGACAAAAAAGAAGGAUAUGGUAUUUUUGUUUGGACUAAUGGAUAG
Messenger RNA from Blepharisma stoltei, 1180 nucleotides. The record is from the annotation of a GenBank genome assembly. NCBI's taxonomy places the organism in Eukaryota, Ciliophora, Heterotrichea, Heterotrichida, Blepharismidae.